GGAUGGAUUUUUUCUCAGGCGGGUUCUUAAACACGCUUCUCAAAAUUGAAAAAUCAAAGUCUUUUCCAAGCGCGGCAUGCUAAAGUGCUAUUUUUAAGUAAAGACCCAAAAAAAUUAAAAUCCCUAGUUCACACUUCUCAGACCCUCUUAUCUUCAUCGUCCUUUUCCAGUUCUCCCUCACUCCUCUGUUCUGUUAGCGAGUCAUGGUGGGUCGAGCCCUGAAUUCCGACCACCUUGGAUAGCCCAUACGAGCCGGUGACCGUGUCACUCGACCUCAAUUUGCUGGACAGAGAUCCCAGAGUUAGCCGCCAUGUUAUGGGCUUCGAGCCGAGCAAAUUACGAUUCUGUUUUGAUAUCCUGGAUUAUAGGUUUGUUUUUGUUUUGCAGUUUGUCCCUCCUCGUUCCCAGAAAGAAUCUCAAGGUCAGAGCUUUGACCGACGCCGGAGCUGCUGCCGCGGUUGAUGUUACUCAGCCUUAUUCCGUCAAAAUCCCCGUUGGUGAUAGGCACAUUUUGAUUGAGACAGGUCAUAUUGGGAGACAAGCCAGUGGUUCUCUUACCGUCAUGGAUGGAGAAACUAUUGUUUACACAUCUGUUUGUUUGGCUGAUGCUCCAAGUGAACCUGGAGGCUUUUUCAAACGAGAAGGAACGGCAAAAGAUCAUGAGGUCAUAGUCGAGCAUUUGUCAGUUGAGGAAAUAGCUGGCAUAAAGGAGGCAUUUCAAUUGAUGGAUACUGACAACAAAGGCAAGGUAUCCCUGGAUCAGCUUCGAAAUGGAAUACAAGAACUCAGCUAGCAGAUUCCUGACCGAUCGGGAAAUGAGUCCUCUAUUACAUUUAAGGACACCCAAAAAAUGUGUCCUCUAUCCGGGUGUCAUUAGAAGUCACAUACAAGGACACUGAAACAGUGUCCUCUUUUCCUUACAAGGACACUUGAACUGUGUCCUUAAAGAACAAAGUAAAGUGUCCUCGUAUCUAAUAGAGGACACAUAAAAUGUGUUCUCACAUCAAUAGAAAUAUGUCCUGUUUUCCCUACUAUGACACAUAAACUAUGUCCUCAAAGGUGCAAAAUAAGUGUCCUUGUAUCCUUUAGAGGACAAUAAAACGUGUUCUCAUAUCAAUAGAAAUGUGUCCUCUUUUCCCUACUAGGACACAUUU
Rosa chinensis is the source of this 1154-nucleotide messenger RNA. RefSeq names its product polyribonucleotide nucleotidyltransferase 1, chloroplastic. Lineage: Eukaryota; Viridiplantae; Streptophyta; Magnoliopsida; Rosales; Rosaceae. Gene Ontology annotation, biological process: mitochondrial mRNA catabolic process; mitochondrial RNA 3'-end processing. The record is from RefSeq and is a predicted model, not a curated record. Gene Ontology annotation, cellular component: cytosol; mitochondrion; chloroplast stroma. The coding region runs from base 311 to 793 and encodes 160 amino acids. Gene Ontology annotation, molecular function: RNA binding; polyribonucleotide nucleotidyltransferase activity; 3'-5'-RNA exonuclease activity. The transcript is spliced from 6 exons.